UUGGACCGUGACAUCAAUGAUGACUAAUCGUUUGAGAGCGUCGAAAUCUCGUCGAUUGUCACAAGGACAAAGAAAUCAUUGUGAGGCUACCUUCGGAACUUCACAAAAUUCAAACAGGUUUAUGUCACAAUUACACGUUUAUUCAAGGUCAUGCUAAUGUGUUAUCAGCGGUGGAACGCUGUUAAUUUCUAUAAUCACACGGCAAAUGACGUAAACAUCGUUAGUUUGGAUAUGAGAGAUAGAAAAAGAAAAAAAAACGAAAGAAAGAGAAAGAGAUAUUAUCUCUCUAAGAGAUGGUCCAUUCGUCUCUUGAAUCGACUUGCACACGCAUCCUCCCGUAUCGUCCCUCUUCUUCGAGAAGGAAGAGAUAAUGGUUGCGGGACCGAGCCCCUCCGACUGGCAGUGAGCUUUUCCAUUGGCUGCUACGAGGUAUCCCCUUCGCUCCAAUUUGUGGUUUGUAGUUCGGAAUGCGAAGCACACGUUUCAUAUGAACCAGACGUGUUCCCAAAGCGGGACGAGAAGCACGAGAAGGUUUCUCGGUGCGUCUCUGCACGCACUCGACACACGUGAGAUCACAAUGGAAACGUUUCGCGAUAAAGACAGCGAACAUUGUGCUGAAGCAAUGUCUUGUCUUUCCAUGAAGGAAUCAAAAUGUACAAAGCCACGAAGCAAAGGCGAAACCAGGGGACAAAGGUCUACUGGUCUUACACAUGAAUGUGGUGUUUUCGGAUGUAUUGCUGCAGGCGAUUGGCCAUCACAAAUUGAUGUUGCUCAAGUUGUUUGUUUAGGUUUAGUCGCAUUGCAACAUAGGGGACAAGAAAGUGCAGGAAUUGUAACAAGCGAGGGUGUCUGCUCGAAGUCAUUCCAUGUUCAUAAGGGUAUGGGGAUGAUCAAUAACAUUUUCAACGAUGAGAUUAUGAGGAAACUUAAAGGAAAUCUUGGAAUUGGUCAUACUAGAUAUAGUACAAGUGCAGCCAGUGAAGAAGUCAACUGUCAACCAUUUGUAGUACAUACUGCGCAUGGGGCACUGGCAGUUGCACAUAAUGGAGAAUUAGUCAACACGGAAUCUCUCCGAAAAAUGGUAUUAGGUCGAGGCGUUGGUUUAUCAACGCAUUCGGACUCGGAGCUUAUAACACAAGCGCUCUGUUUGAAUCCGCCGGAAGGUGAAGUCAAUGGACCAGAUUGGCCUGCACGUAUCAAACACCUUAUGCAAUUGGCACCGUUAUCGUACUCCUUAGUUAUAAUGCAGAGGGACAAAAUUUAUGGCGUGAGAGAUCCCUACGGAAAUCGACCUCUUUGUUUAGGAAAGAUUGUGCCAAUUGGCAAUUUAGCAAGUAACGAAUCUGAUGAUGAUGACGAUGAAGCAGAAGGCUGGGUAAUUUCGUCAGAAUCUUGUGGAUUUUUAAGUAUCGGCGCAAGAUAUGUUCGCGAAGUAUUUCCUGGCGAAAUUGUGGAGCUGACAAGAGAGGGCAUUAAAACUAUAGAGAUAGUGGAAAGGCCAAAUAAGAAACCCCAGGCAUUUUGUAUUUUCGAAUAUGUCUACUUUGCCAGGAGUGAUAGCAUUUUUGAAGGCCAAAUGGUUUAUUCCGUUCGAAUGCAGUGUGGGCGAGUGCUAGCGAUGGAAUCCCCGAUUGAAGCAGAUAUAGCUAGUUCUGUUCCAGAAUCUGGUACUGCAGCGGCACACGGAUACGCCAGACAAUCUAAGAUACCAUUCGCUGAAGUGCUGUGUAAAAAUAGAUACGUAGGUAGAACAUUCAUUCAGCCUAGCACGCGAUUGAGGCAGCUCGGAGUAGCAAAGAAAUUCGGAGCUUUAUCUGAGAAUGUAAAAGGAAAAAAAAUAGUUCUCAUUGAUGAUUCUAUUGUGAGAGGAAAUACAAUAGGUCCAAUAAUAAAAUUGCUAAGGGAUGCAGGUGCUAAGGAGGUUCAUAUCAGAAUAGCCUCGCCGCCACUGAAAUAUCCGUGUUACAUGGGCAUCAACAUACCAACGAGAGAAGAACUUAUCGCGAAUAAGCUUGACAAUGUAAAACUAGCCAAACACGUGGGAGCGGACAGUUUAACGUACCUUUCAGUGGAGGGACUUGUCGAGGCAGUCAGGUAUCGCAUGGAUAAUCGCGAAAGUAAUUACAUUGGUCACUGUACUGCCUGUUUAACGGGAGAGUAUCCAGACGAAUUACCCGGUGACCUCGAGUGGUAAAGACGUACCAUUUUUUCUAGAAUCAAACAAAACUCAGGUUUCUGAAAUAAAAUAAUGAAUACACAUAGAAUUCUGCAGUAUAUGAUUUCACAGUGUUAUAUUACCUCUUUGUUAACACACAGAUGUGAAUUUGCACUAACAUUUUU
Molecule: messenger RNA, 2340 nt
Organism: Cyphomyrmex costatus
Lineage: Eukaryota; Metazoa; Arthropoda; Insecta; Hymenoptera; Formicidae
Product: amidophosphoribosyltransferase
Exons: 9
Coding region: 488-2194 (568 amino acids)
Biological process (GO): purine nucleobase biosynthetic process
Molecular function (GO): amidophosphoribosyltransferase activity
Source: RefSeq, a predicted model, not a curated record